GGAUACGUCAUUGGGCCUAAUCUAGGAAGUAGAGAAACAUCAACAAUCCGGAGGGCAAGGACUAGCCUAGACUGAAGAUAGAAUUUAUUAGGAUAAACUAACCAAUUUGCUUUAGUUUUGUUGGAUACUUCUAUAUUAAAGGGUAGUUUUAAUAUCUUAGAAAUGUCAUUGUUUGGUAAGAUAUUUGGUGGAGGAGGUAAAGGAGGAAAGGGACCCAGUCCGCAAGAGGCGAUCCAGAAACUCCGAGAGACGGAGGAGAUGCUAACGAAGAAACAAGAGUUUUUAGAGAAAAAGAUUGACCAGGAACUACAAAUUGCCAAGAAAAAUGGAACGAAAAACAAGAGAGCGGCUCUUCAGGCUUUGAAAAGAAAGAAGCGGUACGAAAAGCAGCUCGCCCAGAUCGACGGCACGCUCUCCACCAUCGAGUUCCAGAGGGAGGCUCUGGAGAACGCCAACACAAACACAGAAGUGCUCAAAAACAUGGGCUUUGCUGCCAAGGCCAUGAAGUCUGCACAUGAAAACAUGGACAUCGACAAAGUUGAUGACCUGAUGCAGGACAUUACAGAGCAGCAGGAGCUGGCUCAGGAGAUCUCUGACGCCAUCUCUAAACCUGUAGGUUUUGGAGAGGAGUUUGAUGAGGACGAGCUGUUGGCAGAGCUGGAUGAGCUGGAACAGGAAGACCUGGACGCAAGUCUUCUGAAGAUCGGAGGACCGGAGAACGUCCCUCUCCCCAACGUGCCUUCAACUUCAUUACCUUCCAGACCUGCCAGGAAAGAAGAAGACGAGGAUGACAUGGAGGACCUGCAGCGCUGGGCAAUGGAAGCUAUGUAACUACAGUGUACCGGCAUUGGAGAAAGAAGAAGAAGAAGCAGUUGUUGGAAAUAUUUGGACUGAUAAGAUGUUAAGUGUUUUUGUGUCUGAGGAGAGUUUGCUGUGUACUUCAUGUAACACUACAAAUAAGCAACAAUGCUGUAGUCCUCCUUUUCUCGUCCCUUAUUCAAGUCUAGGCUGGUGGUCGCUCAGAGCACACAAGCCAGGCGAGGUCGGUUUGUUUCAACUCCGUUGGUGUACCUUUUAAAAGCCACCUAGUUUGUUUUUGUUUUGCCUUCAAACCUAAAAUAUCUUAUUUAAAAAGUUAUGAUUUAUAUGUACCGUGCAGAACCGCGGCAGCAGGAUUCAAAAGGCUUGGGCUCUAUGCUGAGACGUGAUGUCGAAAACAUGACUGGAGGAUGAAGGAAAGAGUGGAAAAUAUUACCAGAACCUUUCUAAUUGCGAUAUUAAAGUUGCUGUACGGUUUAAGGGGGGAAAAAACUCAGCAUAAAGGAAGGAUGCAUGGGGUGAAGAAUAUCUACAGCUGUGUUGCUCUCUGCUUCGCUUCUUUCCACAACUUCAUCCACUUCUCUUCAAAAAGGCAUUCUCACCAACUGUAUUUGUAAUUUGGUGUAAAUAUCCCAAAUGUGUAUUUUUUAUGUACAGUAAUUCUGCUGCCAUUGAGAGGGUCAGGUGAGGGUAGUGUGAAGCAUGCAAGAAUGAGAAGUCACAAUACAAAUCACAUCGCACGGCUAGACAGAAUGAUGUUUAACCCCUUUAUCCUACUUUGUCUCAGUCCCUUUCUUAGGGGUUUCAUUUGAAAAUUGUAUAUUGUUUGACAAAGUAAUAAUAAUAAUAAACAACAUCACACCUUAUUAACUAUCCAGAGGAAAAUUGUGAUUCAUGAAAGCUCUGUCACUCUAAUGUUUGCAUUUUGGUGUUAAAGGAGUUGACUCGUUUGGUUUUUCAAUGUCAUGAUGUCUGUUUUUUACAUAGGAAAAAAAAGCAGAAUGCAGACAUACAGACAAGCAUGUUUGCCUUUCUUAACUUUAUCCAGAUGAUAAUAUUAUUUGCAAAUCAUUAAAAUGUUUCCACUUCUUUUACCAUA
Messenger RNA from Oryzias melastigma (Indian medaka), 1918 nucleotides. RefSeq names its product charged multivesicular body protein 4Ba (gene chmp4ba). Gene Ontology annotation, cellular component: multivesicular body; ESCRT III complex; cytoplasmic side of plasma membrane. Bases 163 to 831 code for a protein of 222 amino acids. The transcript has 5 exons. Gene Ontology annotation, biological process: vesicle budding from membrane; late endosome to vacuole transport via multivesicular body sorting pathway. Lineage: Eukaryota; Metazoa; Chordata; Actinopteri; Beloniformes; Adrianichthyidae. The record is from RefSeq and is a predicted model, not a curated record.